Molecule: messenger RNA, 2270 nt
Organism: Archocentrus centrarchus (flier cichlid)
Lineage: Eukaryota; Metazoa; Chordata; Actinopteri; Cichliformes; Cichlidae
Gene: moxd1l
Product: monooxygenase, DBH-like 1, like
Exons: 15
Coding region: 77-1939 (620 amino acids)
Biological process (GO): dopamine catabolic process; norepinephrine biosynthetic process; octopamine biosynthetic process
Cellular component (GO): secretory granule membrane
Molecular function (GO): dopamine beta-monooxygenase activity; copper ion binding
Source: RefSeq, a predicted model, not a curated record
ACUCCACAGGCUGGGUGGGCUUUGGUUUGACAGCAACCCUUCCACUGAGACCGUUUCUGAUGAGGCUGAACAGUAGAUGGAUCAACUGCAGAGCCAGAUGCACCUCUCAGGAGGUUUCACACCUGCCAAGAUUACUAAAUGUUGCCCUGACCAAACAGACCAGCAGUGCAGGUGUGUCUUAGGAUGGUGGGAGGGAGUUUGGCAGCUCCACUCGCAUUCAGCUCAGUUUGAAGAUUUCCAACCUCGCGGAGACAACAUGUGCUCUCUGCUUCCUUCCUUCUCCCUGUUACUGAUCUGCACAGCGGGGUCAUGGGCAAUGAAUGUUACAAUGCCCUUUAUGGAGUACCUGGACCAGGAUCGCCUGGUGUGCCUGAAGUGGGGUUUUGACAAUCCAGCAGGUGACAUUACAUUCCAGCUGGCCGUCAACACCACAGGCUGGGUGGGCUUUGGUUUGAGUCCAAAUGGAGACAUGAUGGGAGCAGACAUCGUCCUAGGGGGACUUGGACCCAAAGGAAGCUACUUCACGGAUCGUUAUUCCACGGGGAACUCCAUGCCUAAAGUGGAUAUGCAGCAGAGCUACACCCUCCUCUCUAUGAGUGAAAAUCAAAAUCAAACCAUCAUGACCUUUCAGAGGUCUAUUAAAGCAUGUGAUGACAAAGACUUCCAAAUCACUGCUCAGCCCAUCAAACUCAUCUAUGCCUAUGGGAACACAGAUGACAUCUCUUACCACGGGGGCAGAAGAGGCACCAAAGAAGUAAACCUCCUGAACUACAUGCCAAGGACCAUCCCAACCAACUCCAGCUAUCUUAAUGUCACCAUGAACAAUAUCACUGUCCCAUCCAACACUACCUACUAUCACUGCAAGGUCAUGAAGCUUCCUAAGUUAGGUGAAAAACAUCAUAUUUAUCAGAUUGAGCCCGUGAUUGAGCACCGUGACAUCGUUCAUCACAUGCUGCUGUACCGCUGCCCCCUCUAUGUGACGAAUCCAUAUGACAAGCCGUGCUACAUCGGUGACAUAGGAGACGCCUGCUUUGAAGUAGUGGCUUCUUGGGGAGUGGGAGGAGGGGUGUAUGAGCUUCCAGAAAAUGCUGCUAUUCCUGUCGGAGGAGAGGACAGUGAAAGACUCUAUAGGUUCGAAAUCCAUUACAAUAACCCAGAGAGGAAAGAAGGCAUUAAAGACAGCUCAGGACUAAGAUUACACUAUACUGCAAAACUACGGCAGCAUGAUGUGGGCAUUAUGACUACGGGUCUCCUGCCAGGAAAUGUGAAGUACGAUAUCCCUCCAAAAGCCAACCAGUUCCACACCUACGCCAUUUGCAAUACUGCUCACUUUUCUAAGCUUUUGGACCCUGUGCCUGACCUUCAAGUGUUUGCUGUGCUCUUGCACACUCACUUGGCUGGGAGGAAAGUCAGAGUUGGCCACUUCAGAAAUGGGAAGCAGAUAGAUUUCCUGGCCUUAAAUGAAAACUACAACUUUGAGCUCCAACAGACUGUCAGUUUGGGAAGCAUCAAGAAAAUCAAGCAGGGUGAUGAAAUCUCAGUGGAGUGUACUUACAGUACUGCCAAUCGUACUUCAGUAACGCAGAUGGGGUUAGCAACCACUGAUGAGAUGUGUCUGGCCUUCCUGUUUUACUAUCCUGCAAUCAACAUCACCUCGUGCGUUAGCAUUCCGGAUACCAAAGGAGUGCAGAUGGAUGCAGAUAUAAUGCCUCAAGAUAAGAUUGCUGAGUAUGAGAGGUUGUUAAAGAAAGCCCCACAAACUCAAGUGAUCCUAGACUCCAAUCACAAUGUAACCAUUUACCAAAACGGCAUAGUGAGGGAUCUGAUGGAGACACCCAGUGGUUGCCAGAGUAGAAACACUUCAAACAGACACUGCACUUCCUGGAUUGUGAAUCUUGCAGAAAUCCUACUUUUGCUACUCUCGACUAGAGUAAUGUAACACAUGCAUGAGCAACAGACCCAACUGCAACCUUGAUAAAGGAAGACAAAGUUGAUCAAAUCUUUAAUGUAUUGGCAUUACACCCCAUUUUCUGUGUUUUUGUUCUCUUUUUAUUCAUGUCUUUUAUCUUUCUUGUUAAUUGUUAAGCACAGUCAUUUUCUUUAGCAACUGAGUGAUAAUCAUACCAAGCACUGCAGCUCAAAAUCUUUGAUCAUAUCUACCUGUAUACAGAUAACAAAUGUUAAUUUUUUUAAUGUUGUUCAAUUUCUUCCUUCUCCAUUUUUAAAAUUCAUAAAUGAACAGGAAUGUUUACAUUACACAUAUUAAUGGU